Centrocercus urophasianus (Greater sage-grouse) is the source of this 1818-nucleotide messenger RNA. It is a transcript of the gene KIZ, whose product is annotated as kizuna centrosomal protein. The transcript is spliced from 11 exons. Bases 1 to 1698 code for a protein of 565 amino acids. Gene Ontology annotation, cellular component: centrosome. The record is from RefSeq and is a predicted model, not a curated record. NCBI's taxonomy places the organism in Eukaryota, Metazoa, Chordata, Aves, Galliformes, Phasianidae. Gene Ontology annotation, biological process: spindle organization.
AUGAGCGGAGCCGGCCGGGCGGCGGGCGGGCCGUGCCCCGAGAGCUCCCCGCCACGCAGCCAGCGGCUGGGCGGCCUCCUGCGGUGCCUCCGAGAGAGUGAAACCAGAAGACUAGAAUUGGAAAGGAAACUGCUAGAAUACAAAAGUUCUGAUGCAUACCUAAUGAAACUAAAAUAUGUGAAGCUGAAAAAGUACUUGGAAGAAGUAAAUGAACGACAAAAAAAAGCUCUUCUACGAAAUCAGGCGUUCUUAAAUGAAUUCAACGAGUUUGAGGCGCAGAUGAAAGCUUCGAGUUCAGACCUGAUUGAGAAGAUGGGAGUACGGUGUGGAAGAGAAAUUAAAAGUGGGCUGUUGUUUCGAGAGGGUGGCUUGGCACAAGGUGACAAGGAAGAAGGCUGCAGUGAGCAGAUGCCACAGGCUGCAAGGCAGGCUGGAAUUCAUGCUGAAACAGCUGUGUCCAGAAGCUUGCAUCACCCACUGCCAUUCUUCGUGGGCCACUGCAUGUCUGCCUGCAGUGUGCAGCAGGAACCCCCUCAGUCUGCUGCCCUCCCCAGCACACUGACAGCCUUGCAGGAUGAUGAGACAGAUGGGCAUCUCAUGCAAGCUGGUGGUGACGUGCAGCAUGCCAAUAAGCCUGAUGAGCAAGGUGGCAAGUCACGUAUCCCCACGGGGGAGAAGAUGCUCAUCCAAGGCAGCAGCUUGCACAGCAGUCUUCUGAAUUUCACAGAACAGAAAAAUUCCACCGCACUCUGCUCAACGUUACCCGAUGGAGGAAGUGUGCAGAGCAGGACUGCUGACUUAGCGAGGGACACAUCAAUGGGCGAGGUGGUGACCCACGAGCACCUGGUAGCAAGUGCCAAAGAAGUCUGUGAGCAGCCUGUCCUCUUGGCACCUGCCUCUGAGCCCAGCAUCUCUGGACCCCAAUGUAACCUGAACACCCAGCAGGCAGCCAGCCAGGCCAGCAGCAGCAGCAGCACCCACCCAGCAGAGGACUCCUCUUUGCAGCCACCCAGCUGCUGUGCAGCAGAGGAUGAGCCCUUGGGCAGCUCGGUGCCUGACGGCUCCUGCAGCCAGGAUAGCAGUCUGAAAGAAGACGUGGAGGCCAGUGAGGCAGCUGUCCUCUGUCAGCUCCCCAGAGCCAAGCCAGGCGAGCGGUGGGAUGUGGCCACACUGCAGGCCUCGCUGAAGAGCCACGCUGCCUUCCUGGAGGAGCACGAGCACCUGUGCACUGAGGAGCUGGCCGCUGUGUCACACAGCACGCUGGAUUCGGGCGAGGAGACACCAGGAAGCCAGGCUCCACCGCUGCUGAGAGAGGUCCUUGCAGAAGAGCGUGGAGAUGGGUCAUCUGUUCAGAGUAAUGAAUCAUCUUACAGCUUGCCAUCGAUCCCAAAUGACGGCAGGGAAAUGGAGCAGGCAAAACAUGUUCCGUGGCUCGACAGCAUGGGAAAGCAAGGUUGUGUUGUUGGAAAUAAUGGUUCCGAAGCAAAAGAAAGGCAAGAAAUGUGCUCCGAAAGCAGUUCACCCAGUGAAAGAAGCGGUGACCUCUCAAGGCCUGAAUUCAGGAAGGGAGCGAUAACUGCUAUAAAAUCCAAAGCUUUCUGGGGCGAAUCUGACGAUAGCAGCUCUGAGGCUGUGGAUGUUUUGCGUCCACAAACUCACAGCCCAGAAGCAGAUGACUUUGAUGACUUCUAUGAUUGAAGUUCCACCGCUUGCCUUUGGGAAGCAAAUCAACAGCAUCACCUUCCACAACUUGAAUGUGCAGAAGUGCACCUCAUAGGUUGAUAUUCGCAUUUAAAUACAGAAUAAAGAUUGCUUGGU